This is a messenger RNA of Acanthochromis polyacanthus (spiny chromis), 4095 nucleotides long. RefSeq names its product transmembrane channel-like 4 (gene tmc4). Gene Ontology annotation, molecular function: mechanosensitive monoatomic ion channel activity. The transcript has 16 exons. Lineage: Eukaryota; Metazoa; Chordata; Actinopteri; Pomacentridae. Gene Ontology annotation, cellular component: plasma membrane. The coding region runs from base 627 to 2693 and encodes 688 amino acids. The record is from RefSeq and is a predicted model, not a curated record.
UUUUGUAGUUUUGUGUCUCAUUUUUGUCGUUUAGACAACUCUGGAAUGAUCCUUUCAUAUUUUUUCCAUUUUGUCAUCUUUUUGUCGACCCUCUACCUCUCUUUCUAUUUUUGCACAUUAACUGUUUAUUUCUGUUUGUUGAAUCCAUUUCUCAUCUCUUCGCCUCUUGCUGCUUCUUUUCUUUAUUUAAUGUGAUUAAUGAGUUCAUUAACUUGUCAGCAGACAGAAAAAGUCUUUUGUUCGUCUCAUUUUUCACCCGUCAGCUCUUCAAACACACCUGCUUCAUGUCUGGAAACUAAAUCCUUUGAUUUUAUGACCUUUAUGCUCUGUAGAUAUCAGAUUUUUCUCUCUUAAAUCUCCUCAUUUCCAGCUCAGUUAAAGCCUUAACUUUGCCGACACGUUUCCUUCAGUGUCUUUCCAUCCUGCCGGUUUAUCCCAUAAUGUAAACUGCAGGUGAAUGGUGACCGUCUCCGUGGAAACGACAGGUUAAAACCCCAUAAGGAAGUACCUAUUAGGUCAUUUUACUGCCGAGGUUAAAGUCCUCCAGCGGAGCCGAGCAGGAAGAGAUUCCAGGAUCGUUUCCUCAUGAACAGAUCGGACUAGUCGUUGGUAAAAAGCUCAGAGAAAUGGAACCUCAGAGACAAAACUCAGGUUACCAUGGCAACCAGCAGUCGCUCAGGUUACGGCAGGCGUCCUCCCCAGCGUCCAAUCAGAACUAUCCUCACUUCAACUGGAACUCCGGUCCCACAGAGGAGGACGAGGUGGACGGCAGCGAGACACAACGAGACCUCCGGACCCUGGGGCUGCCGCUGGGGCUGAGGAGAGCCGUCUGGCAGGUGCAGCAGAUGAAGAUUCCGGUUGUUUCCAGCUCAGAUUCCUGGAAACUGAAAAGAGCCAAAACUCUCCGAACAAUCAGAACCAGAGGCCGAGAGGUUCUGUCCUUCCUGACGCUGUGGAAGAAAACUCUGCAGAAGAUUGGAGGGAACUUUGGAGGCGGAGUAAAGUCCUACUUCCUGUUCCUGAGGUUCUUGGUGGUUCUGAACUUCUUCUCCUUCCUGCUGAUCGGUGGAUUCGUCCUCAUUCCCAGCAUCGUCCUCACGUCUUUGGACGCUCAGCUGGUCAACAACACAGAAUUCUGGUGGCAACCUGAACUAGAGGAGUGUCUGGAAUACGAUCCUAACCCUCAGGGCUUGGUGCGUUUCUAUGACUACCUCCUGGACUUACUGUCAGGAACGGGUUUCAUGGAGUCCUCUGUCCUGUUUUAUGGCUACUACAACGUGAAGCAGGGGAGCUACAACCUCCCUCUGGCCUAUCUGCUUACUGCCGUCUUCUACUUUGCGUUCUGUCUCAUUUGCAUCAUCGUCCGGAUGGGCACCGCAGCUCGGGUCGCUGUGGCGACAGGAGGCGGCGCCGUGGGCAACUACAGCAGCAUCGUGUUCACCGGGUGGGACUACGGUUGCCUAGGAGACCGAGCGACGAAGCUGAAGCAGAACAACAUCCGAUACCAACUGAAGGUGGAUCUGGAGGAGGAGCGACUGAAGCAGCAGGCGGCAGCUCUGACGACGACUCAGAGGCUGCUUUUAUAUUCUCUGCGUGUCUCCAUGUUUUUCCUGGCUCUGGGCUUCAUUGCAGCAGCUUUGUACGGCGUCGCCGUGGCCACAGAGAAUAGCCAGGGAAGAAGUGGUGAUGAAGGAAUCCUGGGUUUGAUCUUCGAGUAUCUGCCGUCGAUCGCCAUCACAGCGGGGAACUUCGUGGUUCCGCUGCUGUGCGACCAGAUCGCCUCCGUGGAGAAAUAUCCUCCCACCAUCACCAUCAUCCUGGCUCUGCUCAGAGCCGUGGUUCUGCGUCUGGCAGGUCUGAUCGUCCUCCUGUCCACUCUGUGGAGUCAGAUCACCUGCCACGGACACACAACCAGCGAAGAAUGUCAGCCGUGUCAUUACGACCAUAAAAACUACCCGUGCUGGGAAACUCGUAUCGGUCAGGAGAUGUACAAACUGACGCUGUUCGACCUCCUCAUCAACCUGGCCACUCUGGUUCUGGCUGAGUUCCCUCGAAGGCUGCUGGUGGAUCACUGGUCCAAUAAACUGACUCAGUGGGUCGGUCGGCAGGAGUUCGUGGUUCCGGCCAACGUUCUGGGGCUGGUUUACGGUCAGACCGUGGUCUGGACCGGAGCUCUGUUCUGUCCUCUGCUGCCGCUGAUCAACACCGUCAAGUUCAUCGUCCUGUUCUACUGCAAGAAGCUCACACUCUUCCAGAACUGUCGACCGGCCAUGAAGACGUUCCGAUCCACCACCUCCAACUUCUUCUUCCUGCUGGUGCUGGUGCUGGGCCUCAGCAUCGCCACCAUGGUCAUGAUCUACAGCGUGGCUGAGAUCCAUCCCUCCAUGGCUUGCGGUCCUUUCCGAUUCUUCCCCAACAUUUGGUCGAUUGUUCCGAAUUCUUUGUACAGCCUCUCUGACGUCACUCAGGAGUUCCUGUUCUUCAUCGGCUCACAGGCUUUCAGCAUCCCUCUGUUUACGUUAUCAUGCGUGGUGAUGUGCUACAUCAUCGCUUUGGCUUCCGUCUACGGGAAAAGUGUUGCAUUGCUCAGAGCUCAGCUUAAAGCGGAGGGCAAAGACAAGCAGUUUCUGGUCAAACAGUACGAGAAGCUGCGACAACAGCUUCAAAUCCCAGAACACAGCAGAGGACCCUGAACGCAUCAUCAGGAACCGACUUUAUUAUCUGAAACACGAGGAGCUGGAAGGACUUCAUCUGCCUUCUAAAGCAGGUUUUACCAAAGAUGUUGUUGUUCCUGAUCUAACUCCAGAGAUCAGUGUUUUUAGGAAGCUGAAUAUUAUUAACCUCCCUAAGUUAUACAGUUAAAUUAUUUCUAUUCCAAGUGUAGCAUGUCUGUAAUGUGUCUCAUUCCUUUCUUCUGUCCUUGAAAAAAAGAUCUGUUCAGUUACUAAAUUAUUGAGUUGUCAUUUAUAGUUCAUUUUUAUUUGACCAGCAGGUUCCUUCUACCCAGAAAUAUCAUAAACAAGUGACAAAAGCAUCGACUGUAUAAAAAAGACUUUUAUCUUUAUAUACGGUCUAUGGACAAAAGAUAGAAGAAAGAAGCUUCUUUUCUCAAAAACUUGAAAUACUGAAAGGGUAUUUUGGAUUUUUAGUGAAAAUGUACAAUUAACCAUAUAAUAGACACAAAACAACGAGACAAAACGACAAAAACGUGACACAAAACAACAAAAAUGAGACACAAAAUGUCAAAAAUGAGACUCAAAAUGAUAAAAACGUGACACAAACAACAAAAAUGAGACACAAAAAGAUAGAAAUGAGACAAAACGAUAAACGAGACACAAACCUUCUUUUUCAGUCUUUAUUUUCUGGUUCUGGUGAUUUGUUUUUGGACAGACUAGAGUUUGCUUUAAUAUAUUUUACAGUUGAACACAAAAUUCUUAAUUUAUAUUGAACCAUGAUUUGACAAUGAACAUCUCCAACUCAGUGUUUUGCUUCGUUUUACUUUUUCUUGUUUGUCAUUUCCAGUCAGAAUAAACCUGCUAGUCAAUUAAAAAUCCACUGUAAAUCAAAAUGUGACGUGGUGAGGAACAGUUUUUGGCUUCAUUGUACCAUCAGAUGUAUGUGCAGAUAUUCAUUGUUUUUCCUUUUAAGUCAGUUAACAUUAUCAGAUUAAAAAUUAUGCAACAAAUUAGUCACAGGAGGGCUUAAAACUUUGAUGUCAUCAUUUUAACCAUUUAAUGUGAACAUGUUUAUGGUAAAUUUCUGAUUAUUACUACAUAUAAUGAUUUCUAACUUUCUGUAUGGUAAAACACCGUGUGUUUGAGAUGUUUGUGAUGAAUUAUUUGAACUAUUUCUAUGUUUUGUUUGUUUGUUUUUUUUAGAAAUUGACAAAUAAUGCCAUGUCUGAAUUUAUUCACUCAUUAUUUGGAGCAAGGUAAUAAUUUUGGCCGUUAUAUUUUUAAGUAAAAAUGUAAAAUAAUGUAGAAAAAAUCUGUAUCACAGUAUCUUAUUGCCUUAUUGUCAUUUAUUUCAUGUUAUUUCCAGCCAGAGGUAACUUGUUGGUGCAAUAAAAAUAAAAGUUUGGAGAUUUUUAGUUAU